Molecule: messenger RNA, 1927 nt
Organism: Mucor mucedo
Lineage: Eukaryota; Fungi; Mucoromycota; Mucoromycetes; Mucorales; Mucoraceae
Exons: 5
Coding region: 349-1575 (408 amino acids)
Source: RefSeq, a predicted model, not a curated record
CUAACAGGACAUCCAUUAAAGUACUUGAGAAUUCCGGUUGGAAGUUUGUACAGAAUGAAAUAACAGAAUCCACCUUAUUAUGUUUUGACAAAACAAUUGUUUUUUAUAAAAAAAUAAAGUUUUGAAAAGUGGUGGAAUGCUUCAAUUUUAAAUGACACUGCCACUAGAACGGUUAUUGCCAGAGGUGACCUGACUAAGGAAGAAAAUCAGAAUUCGGCAUGGCACCAAGAAGGCGUUGUUUAUGUACGCAACAUUUUUAUCGAGCUCAAUAAUUACCAUUCGAAUUCCGAGCAAAAAUCUUUCAAUCGAGCGGCACAAUACGCCGUUUUUCUCCAAGAAGCCAUAAAAAUGUUACAAGACAUACUGCAAUAUUAUAUACAAAAGUCGGAUUGUUCGAGUAUCGAUUUUUGUUAUACUUUUUAUCUUCCAACAGAUUGGGAUUAUAAGAUAAGAGAAGAAUUGUUCCAGCCUCUAUUCCUGAAAGCUGGUCUGAUCCAUGGAAAUGAUGGUCAGGGCAGGUUGAUGUUUAUGUCGGAGCUAGAUUUAACUUUUGAAUUUAUACAAAUGCAACAACGUAUAAAUAUGAAGCAUGGUAAACGGUACAUUAUAUGUACAGUGGAUUUUCAAAGCACAUUCUCUGUGGAUUUAAAAAUGAUAUCAGCUCAGUAUGCUGAUUUUGCAGUAAAGACAAGAACAUUUAGCCCACAAUUAUUGAAACAAGUUCAUUUUGAAAUACCUUAUAAUGGAUUAAAAGAACAACGAUCGUCACUGAUAAGUUGUUUGGAAAAACAAUGUGAGUCUACGUUAUCAUCGGAAUUUAUCGACACUAUGUUUGAAAUAUUCAGUCAAAAAUUCAAAAGCUUUGACCUUUCGUCUUCUUACCCGUUUCAAACCGUUUUAUCCUUUCGGCCAUUUCAACACUUAAGCUCUCAACAGCUUAAGCUAUACGGAUUAAAUAGAAAGGAGAUCAGUGCUAUUCAAUCAAUUACUUCAGAGGACAUACUUACACAUUUGUCUUGUUUUGCUGAAAACGUCCUAAGAAAUAAAAUGGAUGAGCUUCUUGGAGGCACGAGCAGCACAAAAACCAAGUCUAUGGUCAUCAUUUGUACAACCCAAGCCUGGGGUAAUCCUGAAUUAUUAUUGCUACUUACAUUAGUUGAAAAGUGUUCAGAAGCGUAUAGCGAAGAAACAACAAAAUCUUACCAAUUACGCCGAGAUGGAACAGUUAAUAGACUCAGUAUGUCGGACAGACAUGUAAGAUUUGCGAGUAUACAGCUUUUUAAGAGCCAAAUUAAAAAGUUUAAUAUGCGCAGAAACCCAGUUAUACUACCCAAUAAUGCAACAACGGAACAACCCAAAAGCUCUUCGAAGUCUACUAUUUUCAUCAAUAUCGACAUAUCGCUUACACAAAUUAAGACUAUUUUUACAUACUUGAAUAAACAUAGACAAGUUGAACAGAAGCAAAAUAUUGAAUGCAAUAUGGAACCAUUGAAUUGUUUUAUCACGCAAUCAGACUCAUAUCAAAGACCGAUGCUACACAUACCAAAUAGAAAAGAUUUUUGGCGACUAUCUUAAAUUAUAUUCUGGUUACAAAAGAAGUACGAUAAAAAGAAUAUCAGUGAAGCCAACAUCCAACUUACUUAGGCAAGCUUUCCAAAAUAUGCGAACUCUAAACAGUGGUGAAACGAUGAAAUCAAGUAAAAAUCGGCUAAAGAGAAUUAGAAAUUUAUUUGUCUCCUUAGACCCAAACCAAUUUAAAGAGCUUAUGGCAAACCUUGAAAUGGACGAUCUUUUUGCGUCGAAGGAUAAAUUUGGGGAUGCGGAUAGCGAGUCAUUUACUACAUGCCAUCCAGGUUACAUGUAUUUUUUUAUGAUCACAUAUCUGCAUUGUCUUAACAAGCAAAUAGAGGAAAAAUUAGAGAGUACG